AUGCUGCGGCAGGCUAUUGCUCGGUCGACAUGGCGGAACGGCAGACAGGCCGUCAAGGCAACCCGGGCCUUUUCGGCAUCUGUCCCUCGGCCUGCUGAGGUCGAGCUUACCGUCGAUGGCAAGAAGGUGUCCAUAGAAGCCGGCUCGGCACUGAUCCAGGCCUGCGAAAAGGCCGGGGCAACAGUCCCAAGAUACUGUUACCAUGAGAAGCUGAUGAUUGCGGGAAACUGCCGCAUGUGUCUGGUGGAGGUUGAGCGUGCGCCAAAACCGGUUGCGUCGUGCGCAUGGCCUGUGCAGCCGGGCAUGGUGGUCAAGACCAACUCGCCACUGGUGCACAAGGCUCGUGAGGGCGUGAUGGAGUUCCUCUUGUCCAAUCACCCGCUCGACUGCCCGAUCUGCGACCAGGGUGGCGAGUGCGACCUGCAGGACCAGUCGAUGCGGUACGGGGCCGACCGGGGCCGGUUCCACGAAGUGGGCGGCAAGCGUGCGGUCGAGGACAAGAACGUGGGUCCGCUGAUCAAGACGUCGAUGAACCGGUGCAUCCACUGCACGCGAUGUGUCCGCUUUGCCAACGACAUUGCCGGAAUGCCGGAGCUAGGUUCGGCGGGCCGCGGCAACGACAUCCAGAUCGGCACAUACCUGGAGAAGAACCUAGACUCGGAGCUGUCGGCUAACGUGAUCGACCUCUGCCCGGUGGGCGCACUGACGUCGAAGCCGUACGCGUUCAAGGCACGACCGUGGGAGCUGCAGCACACUGAGUCGAUCGAUGUGCUAGACGGUCUCGGUUCCAACAUCCGGAUUGACUCGCGCGGGCUGGAGGUGAUGCGGGUGCUGCCGCGGCUCAACGACGACGUGAACGAGGAGUGGAUCAACGACAAGACACGAUUUGCCUGUGACGGGCUCAAGACACAGCGACUGACGAUUCCGCUGGUGCGGCGGGACGGCCGGUUCGAGCCGGCUUCGUGGGAGCAGGCGCUGACGGAAGUGGCUACAGGCUUCAACAAGGCAGCGCCAACGGGCAACGAGUUCAAGGUGGUGGCGGGCGAGCUUGUGGAGGUGGAGUCGCUGGUGGCGAUCAAGGACCUGGCCAACCGGCUGGGGUCGGACAACCUGACGCUGGACACGCCGACGGGUCAUCUGCCGGUGGCACACGGCGUGGACGUGCGGUCCAACUACGUUUUCAACUCGAAGAUUGGGGGCAUCGAGGAGGCGGACGCGAUCCUGCUGGUGGGCAGCAACCCGCGGCACGAGGCGGCGGUGCUGAACGCGCGGAUUCGGAAGCAGUGGCUGCGGUCAGACCUGGAGAUCGGCGUGGUGGGUGAGACGUUUGAGUCGACGUUUGAGUUUGAGCACCUGGGCAGCGACUUUGCGGCGCUGAAGAAGGCGCUGGCAGGACCGUUUGGCAAGAAGCUGCAGGCAGCGAAGCGGCCGAUGAUCAUUGUGGGCUCGGGCGUGACGGACCAUGCAGACGCGAAAGCGUUCUACGAGCUGGUCGGCAGCUUUGUGGAGAAGCAUGCGGCCAACUUCCAGACGGCAGAGUGGAACGGCUUCAACAUUUUGCAGCGGGCAGCCUCGCGAGCGGGCGCAUACGAGGUCGGCUUUGUGGCGCCGUCGCCGGCGGUGGUGGAGACGAAGGCCAAAUUUGUGUGGCUGCUGGGUGCGGACGAGAUCGCGGAGGCGGACAUCCCCAAGGACGCCUUUGUGGUGUACCAGGGGCACCACGGCGACCGCGGUGCCCAGCUGGCGGACGUGGUGCUGCCGGGAGCGGCCUAUACGGAGAAGUCGGGCACGUACGUCAACACGGAGGGUCGGGUGCAGCUGACGCGGCCGGCGACGGGUCUGCCGGGUGCAGCGCGGACGGACUGGAAGAUCAUCCGGGCGGCGAGCGAGUUUUUGAACGCGCCGCUGGCGUACGACGACUUGGCGGUGUUGCGGGAGCGGAUGGCCGAGAUCAGCCCGGCACUGGCAGCGUACGACGUGGUCGAGCCGGUGGCGUUGAAACAUCUCAGCAAGGUGCAGCUGGUGGACCAGAACAAGGGCACCAAGGCGACGGGAACGCCGUUGAAGAAGGUGGUGGACAACUUUUACUUUACCGAUGCGAUUUCAAGGAGCUCACCAACGAUGGCGCGCUGCUCUGCUGCCAAGGCGACGGGCAACCCAAAGACCAGCUUCAUGGCCCCCGGCAUGGGCGAGGACAAGCCGCUCGGCCAGGUCGCUUACGGGGUUUGA
Grosmannia clavigera kw1407 is the source of this 2229-nucleotide messenger RNA. RefSeq names its product NADH-ubiquinone oxidoreductase mitochondrial precursor. The record is from RefSeq and is a predicted model, not a curated record. Gene Ontology annotation, biological process: ATP synthesis coupled electron transport. The coding region runs from base 1 to 2229 and encodes 742 amino acids. Lineage: Eukaryota; Fungi; Ascomycota; Sordariomycetes; Ophiostomatales; Ophiostomataceae. The transcript has 6 exons. Gene Ontology annotation, molecular function: NADH dehydrogenase (ubiquinone) activity; iron-sulfur cluster binding. Gene Ontology annotation, cellular component: membrane.